AUGUGUCGAACAAUCAAGGUCUUUCCAAUUCUAGGCCCAAAAUAUAAUAGUACAUAUCUUAUGCAAGUUAUUAAAGAAAAAAUGGGAGAAACUCGUUUGAAUGAAACUUUGACAGAAGUUGUCCUCUCAACCUUUGACAUCAAAACAAAUAAGCCAGUAAUAUUCACUAAGUCAAGUUUAGCAGAGUCUCCAGAAUUGAACGCUAAGAUGUAUGACAUAUGUUAUUCCACAGCAGCAGCUCCAACAUAUUUUGCUCCACAUUACUUUGCUACUACUACUAGUAAUGGAGAUCCAUAUGAGUUCAAUCUCGUUGAUGGUGGUGUUGCUACUGUUGGUGAUCCGGCGUUAUUAUCAGUUAGCGUUGCAAUGGAACAUGCAGAAAAUGAGGAUCCAGCAUUUGCUUCAAUUAAGUCAAUGAAUUACAAAAAAAUGUUGUUGCUCUCAUUAGGCACUGGCACUACUUCAGAUUUUCGUGAAACAUAUACAGCAGCAGAGGCAGCUAGAUGGGGUCCUUAUAAAUGGAUGUCAGUUAUACAAAAUAUGACUAAUGCAGGAAGUACUUACAUGACUGAUUAUUACCUUUCUACUGCUUUUAAAGCUCUUGGUUCACAAGACAAUUACCUCAGGGUUCAAGAAACUGCACUAACAGGUUCAACUACUACAUGGGAUAAUGCUACUCUGGCUAAUAUGCAAUUAUUAAAACAAGUUGGUGAAAACUUAUUGAACAAACAAGUUUCCAAAGACAAUCCUGAAGAAACCUAUGCGGACGCUCUGAUAGGGUUUCCAACAAUGCUCUCUAUCAGGAAGAAACUCCGAGCAAACAAAGCGUCUUAUUAA
Molecule: messenger RNA, 837 nt
Organism: Solanum stenotomum
Lineage: Eukaryota; Viridiplantae; Streptophyta; Magnoliopsida; Solanales; Solanaceae
Product: patatin-T5-like
Exons: 6
Coding region: 1-837 (278 amino acids)
Biological process (GO): lipid metabolic process
Molecular function (GO): monoacylglycerol lipase activity; glycerophospholipase activity
Source: RefSeq, a predicted model, not a curated record